This is a messenger RNA of Sordaria macrospora k-hell, 327 nucleotides long. RefSeq lists its product as uncharacterized. The record is from RefSeq and is a predicted model, not a curated record. NCBI's taxonomy places the organism in Eukaryota, Fungi, Ascomycota, Sordariomycetes, Sordariales, Sordariaceae.
AUGACGACAGACCACACUUCAGAGCUAGUCAAUGCUCUGAAAGACAUCAAGGACACCCUGGCUGCCCAGAUGGAACACCUGAAGACAAACUCGUUGCUUCUCCAAGCGUUUCUGGAACUGAAUCAAAAGGAAGCUGAAAAGACGCCGGCUGCUGUUCAGUCAAAGGACAAGAACACUCCAAAUCUCCCGGAUGUUGAAUCCACGGUCAAUCAAAGGUCAGCUGCUGUGCAACCGAUGAGAAAAAACGCACCAAAGCCUCCAGAUGUUAAAGCCAAGGCCGAUCGGGACAGUAAGCAGCUUGGGUUCCUGUUCCUACGUAUCGAUUAA